GUUAACAACAUCGGUAUUACGGUUUAUCGCGCUUAAAGAGCUUGUUGUUAUUGUUCAACGUAUUUUAAAGCGCCGUUGUUUUGGUUUUUUAAUGAUUAAUGAAGUGAUUGACUUAAAACAAAAUACCUACACCUACCUUAAUAUUGUAUUUAAACAAUUAUAGUGGAGAAAAACAUAAACAAAAAAAAUGGAAAAUGUUUAAAAUCAAAGCAAAGCGGCAUCAUUAACACAAUUUUUAGAAAUAAUGCAAAUAUAAACAUGUAGCACAGUUCUUUAAUUAUAAUCGUGAAAUUCCCAUUGUGAUGACAAGCAAAUAUGUUGUGUAAUAAAAACCAUGGUGACAACAAUCAGAAUAACCUGUGAUGGUGUAUUCAUACAAUCCAAUUCAUUUCUAACUUCGUCAUCUGCGGCUACAACAACAUCGACAACAACAACAACAUCAUCAGAUAGCAAUAUAGCAUCUACCACUACAUCUUCAAAUGAUAUCGAUAACACGUUAACGCCUGCCAUCAGCGAUAAAGAUCGUUCGGAAAGUAGCAGUUUAGAUUAUGAUGCAAAACUAAAGGGGGAAACACAAUAUCCAAAUAAAACAGAGGAAUGUGAUAGAAUAAAUACAACAAAAUCGGGUUCAUCAGGAUCUGCCUCGUCAGUUAUAUCAACUUUAACAACACGCAAUUUAACGGGCAGUCCCGGCUUAAGGCAAAAACGCCCACGUACUCCUAAAACAGAUAACCGCCGACGUUACUAUUUCGGUAGCAAUAAAGUAUAUUGGUGUAAACAAGCAUUAUUAACUGCUGCGGCGACAUCGCCAAUAAACGAGCUUGAUAAUGGUAAUAUUGAGGCGACCAACUUGACAGUUGCGCCCCCUAGACAUCGUGUUAGUCUAACACGCAGUGCUAGUUCUGUAACAGACAAAGAAUUACAACAUCAAAGGUCUGCAAAAUCAAAUAGUAAUGCUGGUAUUGGUCGGGCAGUAAGGUCUCAUAAACUACUAUCAGCCAGCAAUAGUUUAAAUGCUGUUAUAGCCAAUAAUAAUGGAUCCAAAUUCAAUUUAAAAGAAUUUUACACAUUCAACAGUAAACUUAAUAAUCCCGCCAUAUUAAGCAACAUCCAUAACAAUAGUAAAAAUAGUACUAAUGCUAUUUAUAAUAAUAGUCGCAAUGCCAAAUAUGUGGCAACUCCUAAAACUAUAUCAGGAGGUACCUCAAUAUUUUUGGUAAAUGGUGGUGGCUUCAGCAUCAGUUCCUCGGCCUAUAACUCGUCCAACAAGAACACAACUGCGGACACUAGACUAUUGAGUUUUCUACGAUCUGCGCGCAAAUUAUAUCGCAACAGUAUUCGAUUGAGCCAUGCUUCAUCAAACCUAAAACCCCAUCAAAAUGAUAUUACAACCAAGGAUGAGAUCGAUUCGGCAACAAGUAAAAAAUCACCAAAACAACGACAACAAGCGGUUAAUGACAAUGAGAGCUGUAAUGCAAACGAUUCUUUGUCACCUUUAAAGCGAGACACCUUAAGACAGUCCUACAUAUAUGGCAUCAAAAAUUUCUCCAGCAACGAGAACAAUGAAAAAAAGGCAACUUUAGCUGAGGAAUGGUUUGAUGAAGACGCAAUUGCCGAUAGCAAGGAAAAUGCAAAUCCUCUCAGUGACAGAUUAAUAUCAUCUGACGUUGUAGAUAGCUCACACACAAAGCAAAUAGAUAUAAAAUCACAAGACCAAACCCAAUCCAUCCAUGAUAAAACGGCAGCAGGCAUCAACAAUAAACCAACUACCAAUUCAACACAUAGUAAUAGUCGUACUUAUAAGGACAUUGCCAAACUAAAUGCAACUGAUGUAGAUAAGAAGAAUCUAGAAGCCAAAUACUCCACAUACACAGUGUCGAAGGAGACAACAAAAGUUGACACCAACGAAACUGCAUUAACGACGACUACGACAACCAAGGACGCUGCAGUUGUACAACAAACUUCCGGAGUAAAAGAGCUCACAGGGAAUAGCUGCCAUAACAGCAGCAGUAGUAGCAGCAACAACGAUAUCCUAUCGCAGCCCUCUGCUGCGCAUUGUAAUGCAAAUACGACCGUUAUGAAUAGUCACGCAACUGCUACACAGAACGGACAAACAACAGUGGUUGGUCAUCAUCGCGGUUUCUCUCAGCCAACAGUAACAGUAGCAACAUCAAGUACGGGCGGUGAUCCAUGGUUUUUACAAUCAACAGGGCAUCAAAUGCCACCUACAGCUCCCUUGCGUCAUAAUAAGAGACCAGCACCGCAGCCAGCAACAGCGGCUGGAACAACAAAUCCCAACAAUUUGCUAAUUAACAACAGCGGUGUUGGCAGUGGUAGUGGAGUUGGCGGUGGUGGCGGCGGCAGCAGCGGUGGUAUCAUCACCAGCAAUAUUACCCUACAGCAACAAUUUAGCCAAUCCCAGCCCCAUAUUGUAGCACAAUCAGCCAAUUUAUCAACGACAUCGCAUCAUAACAACGUGAAUCAACAUCACAAUGCGAUUCACUUGUCCUCGCAUGCACUUAAUAGUCAUAAUUUAAUAACAAAUGCAACCGGUGUUGGCAGCGGCGGCGGUGGUGGUGGUGUUAUAAGUGCCGCUGCCAAUCAUUCACCCAAAUCGCCAAAUCAACAUCCACAACAGCCACACUCUCUAAUGUCAACAUUUGCUCCUAUCGGAUCAUCGGCAACAUCUUCAGUCACCGCAGCCGCAGUAGCCAGUGUUACACAGCAACAACAACAACAGCACAUGCAAUUACUUUCAGCUGCAGUGGCGGCCAACAAUUGCAACAACAAUCUAAUGUCGUCUUCAUUAAACGCUGCUCACAGUGCACUUUCGCUGCACGAACGUGGUCUACCACCCAAAGGCAUGGGCCUAACGGCAAAUGCUGGCGGCGGUAGUAACAUGUUACUUCAUACGCAACACCCUGCCCAACAACAUCAUCCUAGCCAAGCGUCAUCGUUAGUGAAUCCAACAACAAAUGCAGCUGCGGGUAUGACAACGUCCUUGCAUAGUUUUGACAUAAAUGGCGCAGUGACUAACAAUCCAGCUGCAACAACACAAUCCUGGACCACACCAUCAUUGUCGCCAACGACUGGUAUGGCGCCUAACCAUCAUGGGGCCUCAUCGCUGCAUGCUGGCAGUGGCGGUCAUCAACAACUGGCGCACAAAAAAUGUGAAGUUAAACUCAAUGCAAUGCCAUGGUUUCAUGGCAGCAUAACAAGAGACGAAGCCGAACACUUAUUGCAGCCCCGUGAAGAUGGACUCUUUCUGGUGCGGGAAUCCACAAAUUUUCCCGGAGACUAUACACUUUGUGUGUGUUUUCAGGGUAAAGUUGAGCAUUAUCGUGUGAAAUAUUUGGAGAAUAAAUUGACCAUUGACGAUGAAGAAUAUUUCGAGAAUUUGGGUCAACUAGUAGCGCAUUAUGAAGCAGAUGCUGAUGGUCUGUGCACCCAACUGAUAAAAUGUCUACCGAAACAGGGAAAACAGGAGUAUUGCAUCAAUUCAAAAGAUUUUAUCGAUAAGGGUUGGGUUAUACCCGAAGCGGAUCUGCAAUUGCGUGAGAGUAUAGGUAAAGGUGAAUUCGGUGAUGUUAUGUUGGGUAUUUUACGCAAUGAAAAAGUGGCUGUUAAAAUGUUGAAGGAUGAGGGAGCUGUACAAAAGUUUUUGGCCGAGGCUUCUGUUAUGACAACAUUGGAACAUGAAAAUCUUGUAAAGUUCAUUGGCUUAGUAUUUACUAGCAAACACAUUUAUCUGGUUACUGAAUAUAUGAGCAAAGGAUCACUGGUUGAUUAUUUAAGAUCGCGGGGACGACAGCACAUAACUAAGAAAGAUCAAAUAAAUUUUGCUUAUGACACGGCUUCGGGUAUGGAAUAUUUGGAAGCUAAAAAGGUUGUUCAUCGUGAUUUGGCCGCUCGUAAUGUUCUAAUUUCCGAAGAUUGUGUGGCCAAAGUAUCCGAUUUUGGUUUGGCACGUGAAGAGUGCUAUAACUUAGAUGUUGGAAAAUUGCCAAUAAAAUGGACAGCGCCCGAGGCCUUGAAAAAUUGGCGAUUUUCCAAUAAAUCCGACAUGUGGAGUUUUGGUAUACUGUUGUGGGAGAUAUAUUCUUUUGGUCGUGUUCCUUAUCCUAGAAUUCCUUUAACCGAUGUGGUGAAACAUGUUGAAGUUGGUUACAAAAUGGAAGCACCUGAAGGCUGUCCUCCAGAAAUCUAUGAAAUGAUGAGACAAGCAUGGGACCUAAAUCCUGCCAAACGACCAACAUUUGCUGAACUUAAAGUGAAACUUUUACAUUUGAAAAAUAAUACAGCGUGAAAAUUUGGCAAUCAAACACAGCCACAAAAUAAAACAAAAAACACCACCACCUUUAAUAACCUUGCAUCAGCUGUUAACAUUUAAAUAUAAACUUGAUAAUUAAUAAAAACAAAAAAAAACUAAAUAUAAACGGGGGAUUCAACAACAACAAAUCCUCCCCAAAAAACAAAUAACAUCUAAAAACAACACCAUUUAUACCAUAAAGAAAUAUCCAAUGGAAAAAAGUGAAUGUAUUUACAAGUAACAUAUAAAACAAAAUAUUACAACAACAAAACACAAUAAUAAUUAUUCUUUAUAUACUACUAUUAAGAAGAUAAAAAUAACAUAAAAAAGCAUAAUUUAAUAUUAAGACGACAAAGUUAUGUAUAAAAAAAAAACAUAAAUUCGAGUAAUCAAUCAAUCAUAAAUAGACAACCUCCCCUAUACAAAAAAAACGUUUUUGUAAUGUUUUAUUAUAAACAUAAAAAGAAAAGAAAAGGCUACAUAAAAGAAACUACUUAACGCAACAAUAAUAAUCUUUUUUUUUUGUUUUGUUUGGUUUUUCUUUAAAUGACAAAAAAAAAACUUAACUCUAAACACACAAAUUUCCUCUAGUUUUAAGCUAUUAAAACAAAUUAUUAUAAUUAUUACUAUUACAAUUAUAAUUAUGUGUAUCAUGAGCGUUAUUUAUAAAUCCCAUUUUUUUGUUCUUUAUUGAGUAGCAACAUUUCUAAGCAGAUAAAAAGCCAGCCACACAAAUUUAUAAACCAAAUGGAAAACUUGUCCUUUAUCGUAGUGUACUACUGUCUCUUUGAUGCAUUGAAAUUAAUUGAACAUAUGGGUGGGUUGUUUGCUGAUGGCAACCCUAGUAAAAUUGCAUUGCAUGUUAUAUUAUAAGUGGCAACUACACAACCGGCUGAAGCUGUCAGUUGGCAAAAAAAAGAAUUUUUCGUCAAUCAGCUGAUUUUGAUUGCUGUGUAGUUUUUGAAACAAAUAUGCAAAUUAACAUUGAUUUUCCUUUUUGGUUAAUUAUAGGUAAACGCUGGCUUCAGGAAGGAUACAAUUACCACAAAACAAUUACAAUUACCAAUUUGAGAUUUUAAUCGACACAAUAGAACUAACCCCAAGUUAGAUGCAGUUUGGAAGGGAAUCACGGAAAAUGAAUGUCUCGUUUAUGGAUGGUAACAAUAGUUCACUUACUUUGUCAGUUGACAAAUUUGCAUUACGGAUGGCAACUUUCAACUGAAGUUGCUAAUGCCAGUUGCUAAAAAUGGGAUUUUCAGCAACCUUUGUUUUGUAGUUGCUCUGUUGUUUUUAUUAGUAAAAAUAAGCAGUGCAUUUAAAAGGAAAUUAAUAUUUUUUUUGUUUUCAAAUUGUUCAUUUGUUUGUUUAUUACAAAUAUGUUGGUGUACUUCACCAUGGUUAAAAUUUCCAGAAAUUAAAAAUUUUUGAUUUUAGAAAAAAUUGAGGCAAACCCAUUAUAUAUUCAUUUACAGGUAUUGGCAGUUGGCUAACAACAAAAUAUUAAGUGCACUAUCUGUCAAAAUUAGCGGUAUUCACAUAACUUAAGAGUUUCAUAGUAGGUUUAUUUGACAGUUCUAUAAAGAAAAUCCGUCAUCCUACUUUAAAGCUACUUUAUAUUUUGUAAAUAUGGGCAAAAAUGUUUAUUCAUGGUAUUUCACAAGCAUAGUUUGUGGUGGUUUAUUUAUUUUUUACACAUUUUUUUGCUGCGGGACUGCCAAAACACUAUUACCAACUUCAAUUGACAAAAGUUGCCAUACAUAGUAUACGUUUUUAUUUUUGUUGACUUCUCCGACAACCCCUCAACUCAACGUUGGUUGCUAUCCGUAAUCGACCCAUGAAACAUUUGUGGCCCGCCAGCAAAUAUUUCAUAAAAAUGAUAGAGAAUGUGGAUACAUUUUCAACAUUUUUUUUAAACAUUUUUUUUUGAGAUUCUUCCCCUCCGUUUGUGUUCAAACGUAUUAAUUUUAACAAAAAAAAAUUUUGCAGAAUGUAAUUCCAAUCAAUUACCCCUUUGUCGUUUCUUCAUCAUCAAAAAUUAAAAAAAAGUACAUAACAGUAUUUAUUUUCAAGUUUUUUUUUGCCUUCUAAGCCUAAUACUGGCUUCAUUCACUCCGAGAAUACCUAUUAAAUUAUUGUGAAAUCCGAAGGGCUCUUUUCUUGGUCAGAUCACAAAAAAAGUCAAACAACAACACACAACAAAGACAACUGUACUGAAGCAGAGUUAAUUCGGUCCAUUUCGUGAGCAUUUAAUUAUAUUGCAAUUAAAAUUGUGCGAAAUUUAUCCUGAUGCAGCGACAUGUCGCUACUAUUUUGCCCAUACAACUCAGUACCACUUGUACGGAAUGUGUUGGCAUUAUCUUCGUCAUCAUUUUUUUAAAGUGUGUUUUGACAGUUGUUCGUGUGAAAAGUCGAAGGCAGUACUAGGCUUAAGGGCGAAGAUCAUUCAGCGUCAUAGACGGACACGCCUAUGUCUACGGUGGCAUCCAUCUUAUACAAUUUGAAAAAUUGACUUAAUGAAUUCAAUCGUGCUCAAAGACGAAUUCGGUGAAGGCCGCCGAAAACGGCAAUAGUAGCAAAGAGCAUUGAUGCCGUGUGCGAAUGUUUUUGGGAACGUUCAUACGUCAAAACGUUCUAAGUACGAUUAUGCUGGAAAAUGUCAAACUUUCCAAUGGGAAUCUCAUAUUUCAACUGGCAACACUUAGCGGUGACUAGGCCAGAAAUAUAUACAGCAGCCCUCGUAUUCUGUAUAAAUGAACCCUUAGUCCUAUGUGUUCCGUAAUGAUAACGGAAGCUAUACUGAUCUUCUUACAUCAUUUCAGUAUUAGCCUCGUCUUCACACGAUCCCGAUUUCGCCAUAGGAAUUUCGUGAUCCAACCGACUGUUUCAUUGUACCGCAGUACUACAAGCGCGUUCGUCGCCCUGAAAAUUUUUGCAUUCACCAUGUUUACUGAUGACAGUCCUCUGGUGCCACUUUCGGCCAAUUCGUCUGUCCUUUGAUUUUUUCCUCAAUCCUCUGUGACACGGCAACCAAACGAUGCGAAUCGUGCCACCCUAAAAAAAGUCGUUAAUCUCCUUUUUUACACUCCAAGACCAUCCGUGAACUUUUUUGGGAACAUUCGUACGUCAAAAUGACAAGCUUUCCAAUACAAAUCUCAAUUUGCACCUGGCAACACUUAGCGUUGCCUAGGCCAGAAAUAUAUACAGCAGCCCUCGUAUUCUGCAUAAAUGAUCCCUGUAAUGAUAAUGGAAGCUAUACUGAUCUUCUUCUUACAUCCUUUCAGUAUUAGCCUCGUCUUUAAAUGAUCCCGAUUUCGCCAAAUUAGUUUCGUCGUUCAACCGACUGUUUCACUGCUCAAAAAAGGCAUUACUCUUCUUUUUACACUCUAUGACCAUCUGUGACCUCACCUUUCUGCAUUUUAUAAAAGGCUAUCUAUUGUCGCCAGCGUUACCGUUGAAAUAUUU
Molecule: messenger RNA, 7771 nt
Organism: Stomoxys calcitrans (stable fly)
Lineage: Eukaryota; Metazoa; Arthropoda; Insecta; Diptera; Muscidae
Gene: Csk
Product: serine-rich adhesin for platelets
Exons: 10
Coding region: 335-4306 (1323 amino acids)
Biological process (GO): protein phosphorylation
Molecular function (GO): ATP binding; protein tyrosine kinase activity
Source: RefSeq, a predicted model, not a curated record